Molecule: messenger RNA, 4972 nt
Organism: Acanthochromis polyacanthus (spiny chromis)
Lineage: Eukaryota; Metazoa; Chordata; Actinopteri; Pomacentridae
Product: G patch domain-containing protein 2-like
Exons: 10
Coding region: 86-1576 (496 amino acids)
Source: RefSeq, a predicted model, not a curated record
GCAGGCUCAUUGACUUGCUAUCUGGCCGGACACGGGGCUGGUGUGGCGGCUGUUUUGGAGCAGAGUCACAGCGAGGCGGAGCCACAUGAUUGGACCGCAGCGCGGAAGUGCGUCUGGUGUCCCAGCUGUGGCGAAAACAAAACAAGACAAGCUGCGACUGGUGAGUGUUCAAACGCAGACUUCCCUAGCAUCCAGCAUCAUGAUGGAUGAGCUGGUGCAGGACCUGGUGUCUGCACUGGAGCAGACCUCAGAGCAGAGUAAGCUGGGGGAGCUGUGGGAGGAAAUGGUCCUGAGUCCACUGCAGCAGCGCCGGCAGAUCCGCCGCCGCAGAGGCCGAAAGCGAUUUCGCGAAUCUUCCCUCUAUCCGAUGGAGCAUAGACGAUGCUGGAUCGAGGCCUCGGAGUCCAGCUUGGAUGAAGCUAAGGAAUACCGGGUGAACUCUUCCUCCGCCAUCGCUGCCGCUGUGACCAACUGUAGUGACUCUGAUGAUAUGACUGCAACCAACCAGUGGUCCUCCCUGAUGAGAGGCCCGGUCAGGACGAGGCAGCCGUCCUGGCCAGAGUCCGACUCCAUCGCUGAGAAUAAUCCAGGAAGGCCGCUCAAGAGGCGGAGGAAGGUCAAACGCAUGACCUCAGAUAUAACGGUCAGGCUGCAGCAGAAGUUAAAAGUCUCUGGUGUGGAUAGGAAACCGAGACACAGGCCGACGAAGGUGCAGCAUCUGUCAGGAUCAAAGAAGAGGAGUGGUGGUUGGAUGGCAGCAGACAGACAGACUGAAGGAGCCCGACUGAUGGGGAAGGAGGCUUGGAAGAGGAAGAUGGUGAAGGAACGCAGAGAUGCUGCAGAUGAGAACAUGUCGGAGGGGGAAACCAGCAGCACAUGCAGCAGUGACCCUGGCCUUUUCACCAAUGAUGAAGGAAGACAAGGUGAUGAUGAGCAGAGCGACUGGUUCUUCGAGGGGGACGUUGGGGUCGGGACGGGCGUCGCUGGUCUGCUGCCCAACUGGGACUCUGACAACCAGCUUACACUUGAAGAUAACUCGCCCACCUUCCUGCAACCCGCACGACCCUCUGACAGAGGGUAUCAUUCACGUCUUAAACGACUGCCUGGCUCUGCUGCCUGCUGCAUCCGGAAGGACAGGAGGCGGCUUCCCAGGAAGGGCAACAGCAUGCCAGUGUUUGUAGAGAGACUGAGACAUUACUCCCAAGAUCCUUACCAGAGAGACUUUUGGCUUCCUUCUGUCGGAAAACGAGACCGAAGCCAGUUGAACCCUUUGUGCCCAUUACCAGUGUGUCCUAUUGACAUGAUGUCAGAGAGCUCCCAUCUCAGAUGCUCCUCCUCAGCCUUCAGAAGCAGGCAGACAAACGUCACGCCACGACUGUUGUGCAAAGGAAAUAUUAGGAAGAGGAGGGAAACGAAGGCCGUAUCCGUCACAGCAUCAGCUUGCAACCCAUUUCAUAUGGAUCACCAGAGAGAAGAGGCACAAGGAGCCGGUAACACCUCAACCAUGGCAGCUGUGGGACCGAGUGCACAGUCCUCUACUUCUGAGAGUUUGUCUUCACUCCAUAAAGACACCUGAAUGGAUCCGACAACUGAACACACCUACAUCUGGCAGAAUGUGACAAAAAAAAAGAAAGCUAUUGUGCCCGAGAAUGAAAAGGCUUCUCUUGCUGCACAAACUUUAUAACAAAGGAAAAAACACAAAGCACAUCAUUACUCUUCAAAUCAGCAUGCUACUGCUAGAUCCUUCCAGGUAGUAUAUUAAGCAUGACAAAUGUUAAUGCAAUCAAGCCUUGUUAAGCCCUCCGCCAUCUCCUCAAGGAAGAAGGCAGCUUCAAGAGGCUCCUUGUUUGACUCUACACUCGGCGGCUCCUCCUGUUCCACGCAGAAUCUCCAGGCCACCUGCUACCACACAAUCCAACAAUUACGUCCACUCUAGUAGAGCAGCGUUUGUCAGCAGGAACACUGGGAGGAUGGUCCAGCGAGUCUGGGCGGCCAGGAGGGAGUCUGCUCCACUUUAAGGCAGCCAACGGCAGCAGUGCAGCAGCACGUAGCGAGCUCGGAGACAGGAGAGCAUCACAAUGUUUAGCUACCACAUGCUGCUACAGGGUUCAGAGAGGCGACCACCAGUAGAGAGCCACACAAAGUACAGGCCUCCUAUUAGCAUGGAUUUGAAAAGCUACAGUUGGUACAAAGGUGCUCAUUAGCACAACACAGAGGGAGUGUAGUCGCGGUCCUCGGAGGGCCGCUUCUGUUCUCUCCAGGUUACCUUCUAUAUUCAAAUUUCCCCCAAACGCAUUUAAAGUUCAAGGCCGGCUGCGAAUCUGUUUGAACAGCCUGUUUUUCAGCAGUGCUGGACGAGUUUGCUUUUGGAGCCGUGCAGAAAGUGGACGGGAGCCAGCGGGGAGGAGUUGGAGGAGCUCUAGGAGACAGGAUGCGGGAGUCACACACAGUAUUUUCACCUACCCUUGGGGUAUACAUUUCCCCGGCUCCCUCAGCAUCAGAUGCAUUAAAAGAUCAAUGGCGACGUACAGUGAGAUCAAACACAACAGUUCUGGCCAAGCUGGUAAACAAGCAGUUUUCAGAAAAAUGCAUUUAGUGAUGUUCAUCCGUCUUGACAUGACCCAUAUAGUCGACAACUGUUGUCAUCUGUAACAAACACACCUGAAUUCAACCCAACUCACUCUGCUGAGUGUCUCCAAAAGGUGUUUUACAGGGAAAAGUUUAGUGUUUUUGAAAAAUGAAAUGUAUCCAUACUCCAAGCACCAAAAAGUAACCGGUAUGCACUUUCUACAGCGAUUACAAGAUACCUUUUUAGUGAAAUGAACCGCAUACUUAUAAGAGACAUAACGCAUGUCGUUUCAGACGCUUUAAAGCCUUAUUUAAGAGAAGAAUCUCAUUUAAUAGAAUGAGAUUUGCCAAUUAACGUGAGUUAUAUGUCUGCAAUAAUCCAUCUGAGAAGGCUUUAUGUGAUCAUGUUGGAGAGGGAUGACAUUUAUAAAUGCUGUGUGUGCACACUAGUCUAAAUGGAUGCCUCACACAAGACAUCCUGCCACAGAAAUCAGUCAAAGUGUUGAGGCCGAGAGUGACCCCGCCUCCCCCACAGAGACUGUUGCUUCUCCUCCAGCAGGAAGUCCAGCAGUACCGCAGGCUCCUCCCACGCCAGGAAUAUAGACUUGAUUAAUAUGAAUAACACAGGUAGGAGUUCAUAAUUAGGAAAAAAAGCUUUUGAUAAAUACAGUGAUGGGUUCUUCGAGACUUAUGCCCCUGAACUUGUUGACAAGUAUUGACUGUGUAGUGUUUUAAAGAGGACUUCAGUGCUGUUGGCGUAUCCGACAGUCUGCGUUGCGGUGCCAGGGCAUUGACGGGGGAGGAAGAUGUAUCAGUUUAGAUGCACUUCCAUUAGUAGCAGCAGAGGAAUACCUCACCUGCCAGCGUGGUAAUUAGCAGUCACCAUAAUGACAUUGCAGCCUUACGCCCCAAAAUGAAUUUCCAAUGGCUAGGAAAUGGGAGAAUGGCAUCCGUGCAGCCAGUCAAUUGUCCUGUUACAGUUAAGGAAUCCAGCAGGCCGGUACCGCUCAUAUUUCAUCCCAGGUAAAGAUUACCUGUCAGACCCAUGGGAGAUGUAUUGAUCUGUUUUCCUUUUUCCGCCAGCAAUCACCUGACAAAGGCACCUAGGAGGCGAGUGAAUGAGUGAUGCCUGGUCUGUCUGCUCCAGUGUGGUGGCUUCUAGUGUCCACUGAUGGGUGGAGAGGUGAUGAGGAAGAGGGGAGAUAAUGCAGUCAUAAACUCUGUUUGAACCUCCUCUGUAUGCAUGCAGGGCAGCCCCUCUGAGCCCCAGGUCACAGGUCAGUGGGGAAUUUGCUUUUUUUUCUUUUUUUCCCCCCUCUCCUUUCUUGUCAGUGGCAUUUGUUCUCGGUGUGUAGUGUAUACUGAUGAUAGAAACACAUGCAAAAGAGGCUCUCUGGUUCCUGCUGACAAAUGCAUGUUGCGAGUCACCAUAGUUCAACUCACUUUGGAUUUCAAAGUGAUCCAGUUGGAUCUGGGCGUCCUUUUAACUGUGAAAUCCAACCUUGUGGGGUCUCAUGUUUUCCUGCGACUGUCUGUCACUGUGGCAAUGAUCAAUAUAUUUCACAUUAUCAUAUGUUUUCUUGGCAGCUAAAAGUAUUUAUAUAUUUGCCUUGUUCAGUGGAAUGACAGAGUUGAUAUUAUCCAUGAAGCCAUGCAUUUAAAGUGACUGCACUGUAUAAAAUGUGUAUUUAUGAUGUGAUAAUUAUAGACCCAUUAAUUGAGGAUUUAGGUCUGAGGACAUCUCAUGAAUUCAAUUUCAUGAUAGAUAGCACCGUAGAUAUGUCUAAUUUUUUUACUAUCAUAUUUUUUAAUUUCAUUUACAGGGAUUUAAAUAUAUCUUGCUGAUAUCAGGGCUCCAAGGCAGCUAUCCACAUUUGAUAUGUCGUACAAAUAGCAUCUUAUCUCAUAAGCUGUUAUCUUUAUGUUUAAUAGCAGUGGAGGCAUGCCUAAUUGCUUUGCAAAUGAUCUAAAGAGGAUUACUCCUCCCUUAGAAAGCCUUCACCGUGUCAUUAGAUGUUAAAGAGACAUUACAAUAGUAAAAUUCAAACAACCUGCAGUGCAGCGUUUGUGCAGUAGCUCUGUUUUCCAUGUUCAUCUCCUAGUGUUGUGUCAAAAUAAAUUCCAGGAGCAGGUGGAAACUCCGCGAAUGAAUAAACUCUGUAAGAACUUGUUCAUAGUCUAUCAUGGAUAAGAAGCUGUUUUAAGAAGUUGUAGUUCCAGUCAAGCCAUUUGUGUAUUUUAAAAGUGAUAAAAGUGGGAUUCUUCAGGUCAUCUUGCCUUCAUGUCAUACAUGAUGUUGUAUUUAUUCCUACAUAUUAUGUGUAUAUAUAGAAGAAAAUCUGUAGUAUGUAUUCAUUUCGAAUACUGAAUACUUUGUGUGCAAUAAAUGAGUUGGUGAUCAUGA